Messenger RNA from Mycena indigotica, 1053 nucleotides. RefSeq names its product Epimerase domain-containing protein. Bases 1 to 1053 code for a protein of 350 amino acids. Gene Ontology annotation, molecular function: oxidoreductase activity, acting on the CH-OH group of donors, NAD or NADP as acceptor. The record is from RefSeq and is a predicted model, not a curated record. NCBI's taxonomy places the organism in Eukaryota, Fungi, Basidiomycota, Agaricomycetes, Agaricales, Mycenaceae. The transcript has 8 exons.
AUGUCGAAACCCGAGCUCGUCUUUGUCACCGGCGCUUCUGGAUUCCUCGGUGCCCACGUGGUGCACAAGCUCCUCGAGAAGGGAUACCGUGUCCGCGCGGCGGCCCGUGGAGCGAAAGCUGACCAGCUCAAGGCCAACUAUGCCAACGCCGGCUACGACACCGACCGCUUCGACGUCGUCAAGAUCACAGACAUCGUCCACGACCAGUUUCCGGAGGCGUUGGCCGGUGUGCAUGCGAUAUUCCACCUCGCCUCUCCGUUGCCGGGGAAUCUUCCUGUGGAGGAAAUGCUGAAGAUCGCUGUUGAAGGGACGCUUAACGUUGUGGUGCAAGGCGGGAAGGCAGGGGUCCGCCACGUCGUGGUCACCAGCUCAAUUGCAUCGGUGGCCAACCCGAGCAACAGCUUCACAGACAAAGACUGGAACCCUGUCACCCGCGAGCAGGCGCUUGCCGCAAAUCAAGGCUUCCUGAGCUACCAAGCCUCGAAGAAGCUUGCAGAGCUAGCAUUAUGGGAGUGGGCGGAACAGAACCCUCAGGUCGAAGUGACGACGCUCAACCCGACGUUCUUCUAUGGUCCAUUUGCGCCUAACUCUAUCCAUCCUGCGCCAGGCGACUUCACCGGCAUCUCGACUAACAUCCUGCUUUACAACCUUCUCUUUCCAAAUGGCGUAUUCCCUCCCCGGACGCGCUACAUCGAUGUGCGGGACGUUGCUGCGGGACAUGUCAGGGCACUAAAUGGAGCGCCUACCGCAGAGGUUGGCCGCAAGCGCCUCAUAUUCUCAUCGCCGACCGGCUGGCCGCUCCAGCAGACAGUCGACUACAUCAUAUCGAACCGCCCGCAUCUCAAAGACCGGCUGAUCACUAAAACGCCCGCGAAGGAGCCGUGGGACGUGCUCCCGCUAGACUGGACCCGCUUAGAGCAGGUGUUGGGGAUGAAAAAGGACGAUUUCACGAGCACGGAGGCGACAACCCUGGACACCAUAGACGCAUUAGUGGAGCUGGAGAAGGAGUGGGUCAGCCAGGGCUGGGAGAAGAAGACACCGCCUUCUUUCUAA